CAAAUACUGCUGGCUAUAAGCGGCUGAACGUACUGCCGGCGACCACAUUUUCCACAGAAACGGUCUUUUCAGACAGAACCUCAACCAACAGCACUUCUUUUCUCGAUUUUAGUCCCCAUUGCUCACUCUCAAAUGACGAUUUCUCUACUCAUUCUGCCCGACGAAUUUGGCAUAUACCAAUUCGACCGGGAUUAUCGCUUUCCAGCAGAAUGGCUGAACGAAUUGCCGUGGUAUACGCUCUCUAAAACGACCAGCGAAGUUUCUUUGCUUUGCCCAGCACAACAGCCGGCGACACUGCAGGGAUCAAUUGUCUCUACAGCCAACAAAAGUGAACUGGGGUGGCGAUGCUUUCAGGUGGAUGCACAGAUGGAUUUUGGACUUGUGGGUAUUCUUGCUAGCAUUGUUGAUCCGUUGCGUGAUAACAAGAUUCCCGUAUAUGUCGUAAGCACCUUUGACACCGACUACGUUCUUGUCAAAGAAGAAAUGCUGGAAAAGGCGAUGGGUGUACUGAAUCGACAAGACGGUAUUACUCUUAAACCUGGAUCGUCUGUCAUUUUAUAAAGUGUGUCUCCGAGAAACCAUGAUUAUUCACUUGUAAAAAUAUGUAAACUACUGCUGCGACCUGAAUAACGAAUAUUGACGUUCUCUCUUUAUUUUCCAUGUGUAUAUCCUUCUUUUGCUUGUAAUAAAUAUUUCCUUAAUUUGCACACUGGUAUCAUAACUCCAUAGCGGUUUGGAAGGAAGCAGU
Molecule: messenger RNA, 748 nt
Organism: Zychaea mexicana
Lineage: Eukaryota; Fungi; Mucoromycota; Mucoromycetes; Mucorales; Lichtheimiaceae
Product: ACT domain-containing protein
Exons: 1
Coding region: 133-561 (142 amino acids)
Biological process (GO): regulation of intracellular signal transduction; cellular response to L-arginine
Cellular component (GO): cytosol
Source: RefSeq, a predicted model, not a curated record